This is a messenger RNA of Sorex fumeus (smoky shrew), 1336 nucleotides long. RefSeq names its product general transcription factor IIA subunit 1 like (gene GTF2A1L). Gene Ontology annotation, cellular component: transcription factor TFIIA complex. The record is from RefSeq and is a predicted model, not a curated record. The transcript is spliced from 9 exons. The coding region runs from base 1 to 1302 and encodes 433 amino acids. Lineage: Eukaryota; Metazoa; Chordata; Mammalia; Eulipotyphla; Soricidae. Gene Ontology annotation, biological process: transcription initiation at RNA polymerase II promoter; transcription by RNA polymerase II.
AUGGCCUGUGCCAACCCAGUGCCUAAACUCUAUAAAUCUGUUAUUGAAGAUGUUAUUGAAAGAGUGCGGGACCUCUUUGCUGAAGAAGGUGUAGAGGAGCAAGUCUUAAAAGACUUAAAGCAGCUCUGGGAAACAAAGGUCUUGCAGUCUAAAGCAACAGAAGACUUCUUCAGAAAUAGUGUCCAUUCUCCUUUGUUCACUCUCCAGUUGCCACACGGUUUGCACCAAACAUUGCAGUCAUCAACAGCAUCCUUAGUUUUUCCUGCUGGUAGAACUCUGCCCACUUUUACUACAACAGACCUGGGCACCUCAAACUCCAGUGCAAACUUUGCUUUUCCUGGUUAUCCCAUUCAUGUUCCGACAGGUGUGACACUACAAACUGCAUCUGGUCACCUCUAUAAAGUCAACAUGCCAGUCAUGGUGGCACAGAGCCCGGGCAGGGGGAGUUUCCUUCCGCCUCCGAUGCAGCCAGUGUUUCAGCAGCUCGGGCCCCCUCCUGUCCUGCCCGCUGGUGUGCCUCGGCUGGCACCGUGCUUCCUCCAGGCUGCCACUGAGAAGGCCCCACCACCCUCGGUGCUGUACCCAUGUCCCAUGCCGAGAAACUGCUCGGAAAGUGCCAGCGGGGACGUGCUGGUGGCUCCGGGCAGUGACCCCCGUGGCCUGCCCGAGGCCCUGCUGGGCCAGCCCGAAGGCCCUGUGUAUGUCACCUACCCGGGGCUGGUGUUCCCACCGCAUGGGCCGCAAGUUGACCCCAAGGAGCCUGGGCGCCAGCCUGCCCCGAAGCGCAGGAUGCCCAUGAGUGAUGCCAGCAGGUGGCCUGGUACCACCCAGGAGCCGGGCAAGGAUUCUAUUUCUCAAAUGGAUUUAAAUGCUCAGGUGGAUGAUAAUGGCAUUAAUGGAAUAAUUCAAAUAGACGGAGCUGGUGAUACAUCUUCCAAUGAUGAAAUAGAAACUAAAAAAGACUUAGAUGAGAAUGAAUUUCCAGGGGCUAUUGAUGCAGGAGAUCUGAAGGUUCUUGAAGAUGAAGCCGACAGUGCAUCAAAUGAAGAUUCAACAGCCAACAGCAGUGAUAAUGAAGACCCUGAAAUAGACAUUGUCGAAGAGGACCCUUUAAAUUCCGGAGAUGAUGUCAGUGAACAGGAUGUGCCAGACCUAUUUGACACGGAGAAUGUGAUUGUCUGUCAGUAUGACAAGAUUCAUCGAAACAAGAACAAAUGGAAGUUCUAUUUGAAAGAUGGUGUUAUGUGUUUUGGAGGGAGAGACUAUGUAUUUGCAAAGGCCAUCGGUGAUGCAGAGUGGUGAAAUGCAUGAGCUCAGUAUCACAUAAACGUUCUUU